GUUCAUGCUCUGUCUCUCUCUGUCCCAAAAAUAAAUAAAAGCGUUGAAAAAAAAAAUUAAAAAAAAAAAAAAAGAAUUGUGAACAGUCUCCAGUGGAUGCACCAAAAGAGGUGAGCAGUCAAUUCUACAUGUGGGGGCCAGGAAAGGCUUCACAGAGGAGAUGAUUCUCAACUGAGUAUUGAUGCUCAAUAAGUGAGUAGAGUAACAAAGGACAAGGUGGGAAAAGGCAUUCUAGGCAGAGAGAACACGCACGAACAAGGCCAGAGAGCUGGUUGGUUAGGGGAAUAUCAGUAGUUGGGAUGGACUAGGAAGUAAAAUGUCAAGCAGGUCCUAAGGAACAAGGGGCUGGAGAGACCUCAGAGCUCACAAUUUAAAAAGUUAUAAGUAACUUGAGAUGUUCGGCAAAGUCACAUUAAGCUUUUCCUUACUCCUCUUUUACAUAAUGAAUAAACUGAGACAGUCCUUUCUGCAGGUUUUAUUCUUAUUUUAAGGUUUUAUUCUUACCUGUGUUUCCUUUGUUUCCAUUUUGAACACUUUAAUUUACUUGUUAUAUUUAACUGUUUAAUCUGGAGUUGACUUUGGUAUAUGAUAGCAAGCCUCAUCUGGAUCUUUCUUUCAGUUUUAAUGUUCAGCGCAUCUAUAUUGUUCAUUAAGCUUCUUUCUAUAACCUUAUUUUGCCAUUGAGUAGAAACAGGGAAAGCUGAAUAUCUAAUAAGAUGUAUCCCCAGCCAGGGACAAUAGGAAGGGAAACUAAAGAAAUUUCACUGGGGUUUGCUCUUGUACUGAGCUGUGUUAAACAUCAUAGGCUCAACUCACAGCCACUCAGGAUCCUGGCUCCCAGGGCACCACUGCUACUUUGUAUUUAUAGAUGACACAUUUCUAAGGAGCAAACGUGUUUCCACAGAGAGUAAUUUAUUCUCAUGACAAGUGAAGGGGGUAGAUGGAGGAAAAAUAUGUCACAGGCAGCUUGAUUUAUUUACUCCUCCCAGAAAUUAGGUGGAGUCGCGUUUGUUUGUUUUGCACCCUGAUGCUGGCUGAAAACCCAGUGGGCCUGGCAUCUCUGUACAGUAUAGGCCAGAUGCUGGGCUGGGAGCAGAGAGCUGUGAUUUGUUAGAAAGGCAAGCACAGAUUGGUUCUCCAGUCCCUCAGAUCUCCCUGUUCCUUCACGGCAUUCUGAAGACCUGUCCACCAAUCACGGGGCUGCUUACUGGAAAAAGCAACUGCUGGAGAGCGCUGGGAGUCCCUAGCAACACUCCGAGGCUUUUGAAUCUGAGGGCGAACGGCUGUGUAGUCAGCCGAUAGUGGAGGAGAGCAGCACCUAUGCCUCAGGAAGAAAAGCCUGUCAGGAUGGACACUCCACAUACUGAAGAACCCUUCGAUAAGAAAGACAAAAAAACAGAAAAGCAGGAAGAGGAGAUGGAGUUUAAGGAGCUGGGCGGUCUGAGGGAGGCCUUGGCGAAUCUCCGGGGACUGUCCGAGGAGGAGAAGAGUGAGAAGGCCAUGCUUUGCUCCCGCAUCCAAGAGCAGUCCCAGCUCAUCUGCAUCCUGAAGCGGAGGUCAGAUGAGGCCCUGGAGCGCUGCCAGAUCCUGGAGCUGCUCAACACAGAGCUGGAGGAGAAGAGGAUGCUGGAGGCUGAGAAGCUGAAGGCCGUGAGCGAGCAUGCCCAGAAGCUGGAGGAACGCUUUAUGACCCUGGCAGCCAACCACGAGUUGAUGAUCCGCUUCAAGGACGAACACAAGAGUCAGAACGUCAAGCUCAGGGAGGAGAAUGAGAAACUGAGGCUGGAGAAUGACAGCCUCUUCAGCCAGGCUCUGAAGGACCAGGAGGCCAAAGUGCGCCAGCUCACCGCCCGGAGCGAGGCCCUCUCCAAGGAGCUGGAGACCCUGAAACAGAGGUGUACUCGGGAUGCCCGCCAGGCACAAGCCAGAGAGAAAGAGCUGCUGGAGCUGCAGAGCCGGCAGGCCUGUGCCCACGCCAAGGAGACGGAGCAGCUGCACAGCCAGCUGCAGAGCCUCCAGCAGCAGCACCAGCAGAUCGCGGAGCAGAUGGCCGCGGCGGAGCAGGCUCACGGCAGCCUGAAGCAGGAGCUGCAGGCCAGACUGCAGACGGUCACUCGCGAGAAAGAUGAGCUGCUGCAGCUGUCCAUGGAAAGGGGCAGGGCGCUUCAGAGCAAGCAAGCGGAGAUCCGCCAGCUUGAGGAGAAGCUGGAGACAGCAGAUGAGGCCAGGAGGCAUGCGCUACAGAGGUUUGAACAGGAGGCCGUGGCCGUGGACAGUAACUUGAGAGUACGAGAACUUCAGCGCAGGAUCGAUGGGAUCCAGAAGGCCUAUGAUGAACUCAGGCUGCAGUCUGAAGCCUUCAAAAAGCACAGCCUGGGCCUUUUAAGCAAGGAGAGAGAACUCAACGCCAAACUCCGCCAUCUCUUCCCAUAGGAAGCUUCUGUUUCCUCUUUCCUCUAGUUUAGAAUUGAAAUAUUUGUGCCUUAGCAUUAUGUGUAUUAUACUUUUAAGCACAAUAGGAAGAAGAAAAGCUGCUUUACUAUGAUCUUGUGGUUAUUACUAUUGUAACGCUAACACUGAUUUUCAGUCCUACCACCUAGAAUACACAAGAUUUACCUGA
Messenger RNA from Lynx canadensis (Canada lynx), 2620 nucleotides. It is a transcript of the gene CCDC89, whose product is annotated as coiled-coil domain containing 89. The transcript has a single exon. Bases 1321 to 2433 code for a protein of 370 amino acids. The record is from RefSeq and is a predicted model, not a curated record. NCBI's taxonomy places the organism in Eukaryota, Metazoa, Chordata, Mammalia, Carnivora, Felidae.